Molecule: messenger RNA, 557 nt
Organism: Selaginella moellendorffii
Lineage: Eukaryota; Viridiplantae; Streptophyta; Lycopodiopsida; Selaginellales; Selaginellaceae
Exons: 3
Coding region: 6-392 (128 amino acids)
Source: RefSeq, a predicted model, not a curated record
AAUCAAUGGUAACAACAGAUUUUCUUAAGUUCUCCAGUGACCAACAAGCACGUAAACAAGAACAAAGGAUCCAAGACCACGACGAUCCCGGCCCUGCCACGGACGCUAGGUGCCAAUCAAACUUUGCCAUCCCCAAGGGUACAAUUGUCGCUGCCUUCGUCUUUGAGUGCCUCGUGCAGAUUCGCAUUUGUCAGGAAUUAUCGAUCCUGACACGAACAAUCAAACACCCAGAAAACUGCCAUGGAAGUUCAUCUUCUAGUGACUUGUUUGCUCAUCCAAAUCUUGAGCUAUAUAAUAAGGCCCCUCACUACUGCACUCCACUCCAGCUUUUGCCUCAAAUCACUUUACAACGAUGGCAAUUUCUAUCACUUAUAAGCUUGUGUUCUUCAUGACCGCGUCUGUAUUCUUCUUCUUCACGAGCACCACUGCCGCCGUUCUUAAUCAAGCCCAGUGUGAAGAACAGAUAACAGCCAGCUGCACGAAGGAUGGCAUUCCAUCAUCGGAAAAGUGCUGUGCAACAAUUGCAAGGAUCAAGCAGGAGUCCCCUAAUUGUUUGU